Mastomys coucha (southern multimammate mouse) is the source of this 4380-nucleotide messenger RNA. It is a transcript of the gene Sidt1, whose product is annotated as SID1 transmembrane family member 1. The transcript has 25 exons. The record is from RefSeq and is a predicted model, not a curated record. Gene Ontology annotation, cellular component: membrane. Bases 487 to 2913 code for a protein of 808 amino acids. NCBI's taxonomy places the organism in Eukaryota, Metazoa, Chordata, Mammalia, Rodentia, Muridae.
UGCCUGCAGCUACAGUGCACUUUGGUUUGACGUGCACCUGAUUUCCUCCUUUGAUGGCUGGUCACACCGAUUCUUCUAGACUAGCAGCCACUUCUCUGAGGGGUUUGUCGCCGGUGCUUUGAGGUUGAGAGGGAACAGAGCAGUGAAAAUUCUUUCUGGGUGAGUGGAAGGUUUUCAGCGAUGAGAAAGGGAAGACUUAAAAGUUGAAGGGAAGAGCAGCCUUCUCUGGUCCCCCACGCUUCCCGUCGCCCCUACUCCACACGCGUGACCUCCUUUGGAGACCCCAGGUGGCACAUCAGUAUUUGAUCUGCUCCUCUCCUGCGCGCUGCGAGCGUUGGGCGGCGGGGCUGGCCACACACCACCCAGCUGCUGAAGCCCGCACCCAGCGCCACAGGCAGCUUCGGAAGGACCAUCUCCGUGCUUGCCCCCUCCUCGGGCUGCUUGUUUCUGGGGGGGAGGGGGAGCCCCCAGGGCGAGGCGCCCACCAUGCUGAACUGCCCGAGGCUAGCGCUGCUCUGCGCGCUGCCCUGGCUCCUGCGGGCGGCGGUCCCUGGCCACCAGGCAGAAGCCCUCGCGCAUUCGGCAGAGCUGCGCCGCGAUCCGCGCGACCCCGCCAGGGGAGCCGAUUUCGAUCGCGUCUACAGCGGGGUGGUGAGCCUCAGCACCGAGAACAUCUACUCCUUCAACUACACCAGCCAUCCUGGUCAGGUAACGGCCGUGCGGGUCCAUGUCAAUAGUUCCUCUGACAACCUGGACUACCCAGUCCUGGUUGUGGUUCGCCAGCAGAAAGAAGUGUUGUCCUGGCAGGUCCCUCUGCUCUUCCAAGGACUAUACCAAAGGAGCUACAACUACCAGGAAGUCAGCCGCACUCUAUGUCCUUCAAAAGCAACCAAUGAAACCGGCCCUUUGGAGCAGUUGAUCUUUGUGGAUGUAGCAUCCAUGGCUCCCCACGGUGCCCACUACAAGCUGCUGGUCACCAAAAUCAAGCACUUCCAGCUCCGGACGAAUGUUGCCUUCUACUUCACUGCCAGCCCCUCUCAACCUCAGUAUUUUCUGUACAAAUUUCCUGAAGAUGUGGACUCUGUUAUCAUUAAAGUGGUGUCUGAGAAGGCUUAUCCGUGUUCAGUUGUCUCCGUUCAGAACAUCAUGUGUCCAGUGUAUGAUCUGGACCACAAUGUGGAAUUCAAUGGUGUCUAUCAGUCCAUGACCAAGCAAGCUGCCAUCACGCUACAGAAGAAGGAUUUUCCAGAUGAGCAGUUCUUCGUGGUAUUUGUGAUAAAACCUGAAGAUUAUGCCUGUGGCGGAUCGUUCUCCAUCCAGGAAAAUGAAAACCAAACGUGGAAUCUACAAAGAUCAAAGAACCUGAAAGUGACCAUUGUCCCAUCCAUCAAAGAAUCUGUGUAUGUGAAAUCCAGUCUUUUCAGUGUAUUCGUUUUCUUGUCCUUCUACUUGGGAUGCCUGCUCGUUGUGCUUGUCCAUCAUGUGAGGUUUCAGAGGAAAUCAAUUGAUGGAAGCUUCGGCUCCAGUGAUGAUGAGUCGAGUUCCAGUCCUGGAAGGCAGAUGUCUUCUUCCGAUGGUGGGCAGCCAUGCCACUCAGACACAGACAGCUCUGUAGAGGAGAGUGACUUCGACACUAUGCCAGACAUUGAAAGUGACAAAAACGUCAUCCGGACCAAGAUGUUCUUGUACCUGUCAGAUCUAUCCAGGAAGGACCGGAGGAUUGUCAGCAAAAAGUAUAAGAUUUAUUUCUGGAACAUCAUCACCAUCGCUGUGUUUUAUGCACUGCCUGUGAUGCAGCUCGUCAUCACCUACCAGACGGUGGUAAAUGUCACUGGCAACCAGGAUAUCUGUUACUACAACUUCCUCUGUGCUCACCCCUUGGGCGUCCUGAGCGCCUUCAAUAAUAUUCUCAGUAACCUGGGCCACAUACUCCUGGGCUUCCUCUUCCUGCUGAUAGUGCUGCGCCGGGACCUUCUCCACCGAAGAGCCCUGGAAGCUAAAGACAUCUUUGCUAUGGAGUAUGGUAUUCCCAAACACUUUGGUCUCUUCUAUGCUAUGGGGAUCGCACUGAUGAUGGAAGGCGUACUCAGUGCUUGUUACCAUGUCUGCCCGAAUUACUCCAAUUUCCAAUUUGACACUUCUUUCAUGUACAUGAUCGCUGGCCUCUGCAUGCUGAAACUCUAUCAGACCCGCCACCCAGACAUCAAUGCCAGUGCCUACUCUGCCUACGCCUCCUUCGCUGUGGUCAUCACACUGACGGUCCUCGGAGUGAUGUUUGGAAAAAAUGAUGUGUGGUUCUGGAUCAUCUUCUCUGCCAUCCACAUUCUUGCUUCCCUGGCCCUCAGCACCCAAAUCUACUACAUGGGCCGUUUCAAGAUAGAUGUGUCUGACACAGAUCUGGGAAUCUUCCGGCGGGCUGCCAUGGUGUUCUACACGGACUGCAUCCAGCAAUGCAGCAGACCUCUGUAUAUGGACAGGAUGGUGUUGCUCAUUGUGGGAAAUCUGGUUAACUGGUCCUUUGCCUUCUUUGGAUUGAUCUACCGGCCCAGGGACUUUGCCUCCUACAUGCUGGGCAUCUUCAUCUGCAACCUGCUGCUGUAUUUGGCUUUCUACAUCAUCAUGAAGCUUCGAAGCUCUGAGAAGGUCCUCCCCCUACCAGUCUUCUGCAUCGUGGCCACUGCCGUGGUGUGGGCUUCAGCCCUGUACUUUUUCUUCCAGAACCUCAGCAGCUGGGAGGGAACCCCAGCAGAAUCCCGGGAGAAGAACCGAGAGUGUGUCCUGCUGGAUUUCUUUGAUGACCAUGACAUCUGGCACUUCCUCUCUGCUACGGCCUUGUUUUUCUCAUUCCUGGUGUUGUUGACCCUGGAUGAUGACCUGGAUGUAGUCCGCAGAGACCAGAUCCCCGUCUUCUGAGCCCCCAGCGUCACAGGGGGAAGAGGGAGCAAUUCAUCUUGGUGCUGUUCUGUGGAAAAUACAGUGAGUGCAGCAACUUGCCCACUGCUAGACACUCCCCCUGCCUCGGGGGAGCCAGCCAACACACAAAGGGCUUGGGGCUGAGCUCAACCUCAAGAGGUAUAGUAGAAGGGAUGCCCUGCUGUGCACAGAGACUGGGAGGCUCAGGAACUUCUGUUUGCAAUUUAGAGUUCAGUCUAGACACAAGCUGCAUCAGGCCAGCUUACACGCCUAGCCCCUCCCAUCCUCACUGAGAUUGGCCAGAGAAAGCAGCUCUUCAGACCUCCCACCUAGAACCUUCAGUGUGGCCUACCUACACACCUCUGAGACACCUGCUGCUAUAGAAGGCCAAAGCACCAUUUCAUAAUCCCCUGACCCUCAGAGGACCACAUUCCUCACAAUACGGUGCAGAAGUGGAACCAAGUCCCCACCCAACUGGAGACAGACGUUCUAGUAACUCAAGCUAAGUCACCUCUUCAGAAGGAACGCCUGAAUUCCUGGCAUCGCUGGAAAUGCUCUGGAUGGGACUUAGACAUGCACACUCCUGAACAGAUCACCUUUGUGGAUCCAAGGCCUGGGUUGUCACCUAGUUGUUCGUGUCUUCAUCUCACCGGUGGUUGGAUGCUGACUCAGCACUCCGGUGGUGCUGCCUUCUUAGAAGGUCCCUCUUUCUACAUAGACUUUGAAUGGCUCCACAAUGGACACAUACGGAGAAAAUGCUUUCUAAAGCAGGAGAAGUGAUGGAUAGUGCUUAGCGGCUGAGCAUCAGACAGGCAGCAUUCACCUUAGUGACUCUGAGUCCUAGAGCAAAUUCAACAAAGCAACCGGGCUUGGUGGUCUCCAGACGCACACUUCAGUCUGUGCCCAUACAGCUUUUUCGUGGAAAUAAGUGCUCCCAGCAGCAUUACCCUCCACAAGUGAACCUGUCACUUAUGUAGAUCAGGGUUCCAGACUGCCUGCACCAAGUUCUCAGCAGUAACUCAGGAUGGGCACGUGCUCCUCCCCUCACCUCUGGUUGAGUCCCUAAGGUCAUGGCUAAUCCAGUCACUUGUUACUGUAUCCUAUUCUCACACUGUCCCCAGGAGGAUGUGAAAAAGUGCAGUGUUCUCGCCUCCUUCUUCUCUUGUGUCAUCUGGCUAACCCUGGGAGAAGCCCCAUUCUGACCAGGUUUCCUGGUUGUGUGGAGUGUGAUGUCAUCAGAAAAUAGAUAUAUAAGUGUGUGCACACUUGUGGACUUGCUUGUGAAAUUGAAGUCCCUCCUCACCUGUGCUUGCUUGAACAUUUAGUAAGGAAAUGGAUCAGGCAGUCUUCUUUUUUAAAAAACUGUCUUUCUUCCUUUCAAAUAUCUGUGUUCAAAUAUGUGCUUUGGACAUUUGAACAGCAAGCUUUUCCUGGUUUUAAAAAUACAAAGAUAAUUUCCAUGAAUAA